GUCGGGGAGCACUGGCAAAAGACCCAAAAUUAAGAAUGGGUGUUUGGGUUACAUCACAACCAGCAAGGAUAAAUCGGACGAACCAGGUGAUUCUCAGUUUGGAGUCCCGCAACAGAAUACGAGAAACCAUGUGGAUACUCGGACGUCAGGAUCCGUGUAGAUGCCGAAGUGAAGAACUGAGUGUGAUCACCCAUGUGAGAGCUCAAACUGGAGACCGCGGCUGUCUGAGCGUUUGAUGCUGUCAUGCGCUCCUUCGCUGUUGUUAACUUGUCUUGCUUAGGACUUCAGAAGCGUCUGUCAUGACCUUCAUGUAAAUAACUUCUUGGAUGUCCCCUUACUUCUCCUCUAAAGAAUUAUCGUCGGAGUGUCACAGUGCAUUGUGGCAACUGAACUUAAUGACCAGUUGUGAGGAGGCAAUUUGCUUCUAGGAGUUCACCUAUCGCGAUCCCCCAAAAGACCCGAGUGGACGUUUACGACGGACGGCAAGGAUUUAUCUGGCCACGAGCGAUAUUAUUGCGCGGCUGAAGAAAAUGGAUAACGUACCACACAUUCUGGCAAUAUAUGUACUAUUUUUCUCUCUUGGAUGCAGGAUCGAAGAAGGGAUGUGCCAACAUUACUACCUCCUUCGCCCCAUACCCAGCGACAGUCUGCCUAUUGUGGAACUAAAGGAGGACCCAGAUCCCGUAUUGGACCCUAAAGAGAGGGAUCUAAAUGAAACAGAACUAAGAAGCAUACUCGGCAGUCACUUUGACCCCCAUUUCAUGUCAGUCACUUCCCCGGAAGACAAAUACGCAGUAAGCGACGAUCUAAACGAUUCGGAGAUGAGACAACGUCCCACUGGCACAAUGCCUAAAGAAAUCAAAGCAAUGGAGUUUGAGAUCCAUGGCAAAAAACUCGGUAAAAAGCUCCGGCGAAAGUUUCAGUUGUGGCUGUGGAACUAUAUGUUCUGCCCAGUUGUUUAUACAUGGCAGGACCUCGGGAACAGAUUCUGGCCCCGCUAUGUGAAGGUGGGAAGCUGCUACAAUAAAAGGUCUUGUUCGAUUCCCGAAGGGAUGGUUUGCAAACCUGCCAGAUCGGCCCAUUUUACGAUUUUGAGAUGGAGGUGCCUGACGCGAAGGGGAGUGCUAAAAUGCACUUGGAUACCCGUUCAGUACCCCUUUAUAUCAGAGUGCAAAUGCUCCUGCCCGAAAUGAAAUAAGCUACAUAGUCAUUUUCACGUGCACUGUUGAGUGUAGGAAUGUAUAUUUUAUGUAUAUGUGGUGUCAUUUUAUAAGUUGUAAAAAGGUCAGUAUUACCUAUAACCAGCGUCUACUGUAUUUGAUGAGCAUACUUUGGUUGUAAUGUAUUUAUGUUGAGAACAUUUCGCACUGCGAAAAAUUAAACUACGUUUAUUGAAGGAAUCCCAAGCUUUUUCCAUUAUUCGGAAAAAAAUGCUUUAUAUAGACCUCAAAUAAAAUAGAUUACAGUGUAAUUUUGCAGCUUGGUGUGCUGUGAAUAAAAAGGGCAACGGAGCAGUCACGAGUAAUCAUGUAAAUUAAGAGAAACGUCUAUUUAUUCUUUAUUUCCAUGUAGUCAAACGUUUAAAUAAAACCACUAAAACGGUA
Electrophorus electricus (electric eel) is the source of this 1604-nucleotide messenger RNA. RefSeq names its product noggin 3 (gene nog3). The record is from RefSeq and is a predicted model, not a curated record. Lineage: Eukaryota; Metazoa; Chordata; Actinopteri; Gymnotiformes; Gymnotidae. Gene Ontology annotation, biological process: negative regulation of cell differentiation; negative regulation of BMP signaling pathway; osteoblast differentiation.